UUGUACAAUAGUCGGCAACACGUAGUCACUGCAUCACCACAGAAGAAGAAGUACAGCUGCUGUAUACCUGGAAUAAUGGCGGCCGCCUUAAGAGGAAGCUUAGUAACAUUGGUCAAGGGCCUUGGCGGGCCCCGGUGGCAGCAGCUGGCCUCUCGGCACCUGAGUUUGUCGGCCGGUCUCUGUGGGCCAGAGACCCCACCAUCACGCGCUGAUACUACUUUCAAGGUCACAAUGAUUCCAGGGGAUGGAGUGGGACCUGAGCUGAUGACUGCUGUUAAGGAGGUCUUUAAGGCAGGUGAUGUUCCCAUUGAGUUUGAGGAGUUCCAUCUGAGUGAAGUGCAGAACAUGGCCAGCGAGGAGAAACUGGAGCAAGUGCUGACCUCAAUGAAGACUAACAAAGUGGCUAUCAAAGGAAAGAUUCAUGCACCAAUGGAGUACAAAGGAGAGCUGGCUUCUUAUGAGAUGAAACUAAGGCGUAAACUGGACCUGUUUGCCAAUGUGGUUCACGUGAACAGCCUCCCUGGUUACAGCACCCGGCACAACAACCUGGACCUGGUCAUUAUCCGCGAACAGACUGAAGGGGAGUACAGCGCUCUGGAGCACGAGAGCGUGACGGGUGUGAUCGAGUGUUUGAAGAUCAUUACCAGAGAUAAAUCACGGCGCAUUGCCAAGUUCGCUUUUGACUAUGCCACCAAAAAGGGAAGAAACAAGGUCACAGCCGUUCACAAAGCUAACAUCAUGAAAUUAGGCGAUGGCCUGUUUCUGCAGAGCUGUGCCGAGGUGGCCCAGCUGUACCCCAAAAUCAAAUAUGAGAACAUUAUCAUCGAUAACUGUUGCAUGCAGCUGGUCCAAAACCCGUACCAGUUUGACGUGCUGGUGAUGCCCAACCUGUAUGGAAACAUCAUCGAUAACCUGGCUGCAGGACUGGUUGGAGGAGCAGGAGUUGUCCCGGGGGAAAGCUUCAGCGCAGAAUAUGCUGUUUUUGAGACUGGGGCACGUCAUCCUUUUGCACAAGCUGUUGGAAGGAACAUCGCCAACCCCACAGCCAUGCUGCUCAGUGCUGCUAACAUGCUCAGACACCUCAACUUGGAAUUUCACUCCCAAAUGGUGUCAGAUGCUGUCAAACGAGUCAUCAAACAGGGAAAGGUACGGACUCGAGACCUCGGCGGGUAUUCUACGACUGGCGACUUUGUGCACGCCGUCGUGGGAAACCUGCGUCACCGGCCUAUUCACUAAGAUGUGUGGUCACACUCCCCACUGACUUUUCCUACCAUCUGGACAUUGAUCUUAACAUGAACUGAAUGCAUGUUAAGACUCAACCCCCCCCCCCCCCCCCCGCCACCCCCCUUCACAUUCUAAAUGGCAGCUGUGUCACACGGCUCUGACAUCAGCUGCAUCUUCAUGGUCCAUAGUGGGUUUGCUGAUAGAGCCUUGG
This is a messenger RNA of Menidia menidia (Atlantic silverside), 1435 nucleotides long. The record is from the annotation of a GenBank genome assembly. Lineage: Eukaryota; Metazoa; Chordata; Actinopteri; Atheriniformes; Atherinopsidae.